Molecule: messenger RNA, 999 nt
Organism: Rana temporaria (common frog)
Lineage: Eukaryota; Metazoa; Chordata; Amphibia; Anura; Ranidae
Product: taste receptor type 2 member 40-like
Exons: 3
Coding region: 1-999 (332 amino acids)
Biological process (GO): G protein-coupled receptor signaling pathway; sensory perception of taste; detection of chemical stimulus involved in sensory perception of bitter taste
Cellular component (GO): membrane
Molecular function (GO): bitter taste receptor activity; G protein-coupled receptor activity
Source: RefSeq, a predicted model, not a curated record
AUGAACAAUGCAGGACCAUUCAUAACUAAUGGUCCACCAUUGUAUGUCAUGACUUUAGCAACAGGGGAGACAUUGCAGUUUUUUUCCUUAAAAUUCCCUCCUAAACUUGGAGAACAAGAUUGUUGGCAGCACAUCUCAUCAAAACUGAAAGACUCAGCGACCUCUUCAUUACCUGGCUGUAAGAACCCGUUCACACCAAGCCGCCCCGAGGGUCGGCGGUUCCAAGGGAAAAGUAUUGCACCCUACAACAACCUUCUUAUUGCUUUAAACAUUUCCAACAUGUGCUUCACCGUUUUCACGUCUGUCCAAUUUCUGAUGUACUUUCUUUGGCCAUCGUUGGGUUUAACUCACACCUCAAGUGUUUUGAACUAUUUGAUAUUUAGCAGCAUUGCUUCCAACUCCUGGCUCACUGCUGGUCUAUGUUCCUUCUAUUUUAUAAAAAUUGUUCAGUUCCAGUCCAGAUUCCUUGUGUGGCUGAAGACGAUGAUGGACAGAAGAAUGCCUAUGCUGAUAAUAAUUGUGGAAAUUCUUGGUCUGUUCGAGAGUUUCACUGCAUUAUAUAUUUUCAAUCAGGAUUUAUCCAAAAACUCAACCAUCACCGCCACCGAGGUGGCCUCAGAACAAAACACACUGAGGAUGAAAUUCAUGGGUGCUGUCCUGACGGUGACUUCCCCACCAUUCCUGAUUUCUAUAUUUACAACAGCUGCCAGUGCCGUGUCCCUGAAGCUGCACAACGAUCGGAUGAAAACAAACAUGGGCCAAACCAAAGUGAGGGAUUACCAAAGUGCGGUUCAGACCAUGGCAGGCCUUGUCGUUUUUUAUGCCUUGAUUUACUUUGUUAUGAUCUUAUAUAGCCAAAAAAUAUUUGAAGAUCUAAGUUUGGGGUACUGGAUCUGUGUGGUCAUACUUUCAGCUUUUUCUGUGGUUCAGUCCGGUCUCCAUAUCAUUGGAAACCCCAAACUCAAAGAAACUUUGAGAAAAAUCUUCAUCUUUUCAUAA